Molecule: messenger RNA, 1774 nt
Organism: Gadus morhua (Atlantic cod)
Lineage: Eukaryota; Metazoa; Chordata; Actinopteri; Gadiformes; Gadidae
Gene: nudt7
Product: nudix (nucleoside diphosphate linked moiety X)-type motif 7
Exons: 3
Coding region: 153-812 (219 amino acids)
Biological process (GO): coenzyme A catabolic process; nucleoside diphosphate metabolic process
Molecular function (GO): magnesium ion binding; coenzyme A diphosphatase activity; manganese ion binding
Source: RefSeq, a predicted model, not a curated record
AGGCAGCAAUAACGUGUGGUUUACAUCCGCAUUGACGAGAAGAAGAAGGGUUAGUUUGUUUAUCUACGGGGGCCUGUCAGUAUCCAUUGUCUUAUUUUUCUGCCGUCUCAGCAUUUUAUAAUGUCAAUGGUCUGUGAUCUAUAACCUUCAUCAUGGACAUAAAACAACGGGCCAUUGACAAUCUGAAGGGUCAAGUCGGAAGCGAGUCAUCAGAACCACCUGUACGUCCCAAAGCGUCAGUGUUGAUCCCGCUGUUCGUAAAAAAUGGAGAGUUGUAUGUGUUAUUGACCCUUCGUUCUGAACAGUUGAGGACCAAUGCUGGUGAGGUGUGUUUCCCAGGAGGGAAGAGCGACCCUCAGGAUACAGACGAGAUCCACACAGCCUUGAGAGAGGCGGAGGAGGAGAUAGGCAUACCACCUGAUCAGGUGGAGGUAGUCUGCAGACUACUCGAUCCUAUAGUUAGCAAGGGAGGACUCUUGGUCACUGCGGUCGUGGGAUUCAUAGAUGGGUCAUUUCUUCCACGUCCCAACCCGGCCGAGGUCAGUGAGGUGUUCGCAGUCCCCCUGAACCUGUUCGUCCAGAAGAAGGACCACUCGAUGUUUGGCGCCCCUGGGAUGUUUCUUCACAGUUUCCAGUUUCUUGACUCGGACUCAGGUCGUCAGUAUCGGAUAUAUGGGUUGACGGCCGCUUUUGCGAUAAUAGUUGCUGUUCUUGCUCUCGGUAAAUGGCCGGAGUUUGACAUUGAUCUUGGAAGCGGAUCAUUUGCAGACCGUAUAAAUAGCAGAAUAAAUAGAACAAUGAGUAAAUUAUAAGAUCCUUGAUGGCUGUAAUGGUGCUAAAAGACCGUAUUUAGGCCUCAUUUUAUAUCAUUAUUGUUAAUGUUUGUCUGUAAAACUGUUGGAUCUUUUUCUCAUGACUGAGGUAUUACUCCAAUAGUAUCCAGCUGCAGCCCCGGAGAAAAACACCCUGGCGUGACAGAACACCCAGGCGGGACGGAAGUACUGUGGCUGGACGGAAGUUACCUCCGAUUAUUUUUUUUAUAGACAAAUAAACGUAUUUAUCGCUUGAAUCAACAUAACAUAGAAAUAAAACAAUAUUUCGACACGUUAGUAACCAUUUUUAGAUCUUAAAAAAGGUUUAACGUUAUUUGGACAGAUACCUCAGGAUUUUUUCUUUGCGUUAUUAAACUUAUUAGACCAAAAAAUUAGAAUACAACAAUAUUAUGACAUGUCAGUAAGCAUUUUUAUAGCUUAAUUUUUUUAACGUUAUUUAGACGAAUAAACUGAUUUGGGGUGUAGACAAUUAUUUAAUGGAAUUGUGUAUUAUACACUUUACUCAUUCAGUAAUUGAUCAUUAGAAUUAAGUGAUUUGAAUUAAGUAAUUGUUUUAAUAUGUCUAAUUGAAUCAAAUUAUUAUUUUUUUAAAUAUAUCAUCAUAAUUUGAUAUAAAUAUACAUUGAAGAAUAACCACACCAAAGUUUCCUCACAAUUUAUUUAACAAAUAAUCUACAGAAGCUUAAAGAUAUAGCUUAUUCAUGUUGACUGACAUCAGCUCCAACUCACUGUCAAAAGAAUCAAACAGUCAAAUCAAUGUUAAGCCUAUACAAUAUAUUAUUUGUAUUCUGUCACUGGAAACGUCAUUCACUUCUCUUUUUCGCUUCAGUCUGAGGACUGGUGGAAGUAGUCCAGCCGCCAUUUGUUUGGCCUCCUCCAUGAAGUGUGGGAACCUUCUGCCGUGCCUGUAUAAAUAAAGAGAAAUGAUUGUAGGAAUUAUA